Messenger RNA from Cynocephalus volans (Philippine flying lemur), 5630 nucleotides. It is a transcript of the gene TOM1L2, whose product is annotated as target of myb1 like 2 membrane trafficking protein. The transcript has 16 exons. NCBI's taxonomy places the organism in Eukaryota, Metazoa, Chordata, Mammalia, Dermoptera, Cynocephalidae. Bases 71 to 1657 code for a protein of 528 amino acids. The record is from RefSeq and is a predicted model, not a curated record. Gene Ontology annotation, biological process: signal transduction. Gene Ontology annotation, molecular function: ubiquitin binding; clathrin binding; phosphatidylinositol binding. Gene Ontology annotation, cellular component: endosome; membrane.
GGCGGCUGGGGCCCGCCGAGACCGCACCGGCAGGCAGGGGCCCGGGCCGCUGCGGUGUUGUCCUCCCAAGAUGGAGUUCCUCCUGGGGAACCCGUUCAGCACCCCAGUGGGGCAGUGCCUCGAAAAGGCAACAGAUGGCUCCCUGCAAAGUGAGGACUGGACAUUGAACAUGGAGAUCUGCGACAUCAUCAAUGAAACAGAGGAAGGGCCAAAGGAUGCCAUUCGAGCUCUGAAGAAGCGGCUCAACGGAAACAGGAACUACAGAGAAGUGAUGCUGGCGUUAACAGUGCUGGAGACGUGUGUGAAGAACUGUGGCCACCGCUUCCACAUCCUUGUGGCGAACCGAGAUUUCAUCGACAGUGUUCUGGUCAAAAUCAUCUCUCCCAGGAACAACCCUCCCACCAUUGUACAGGACAAAGUGCUUGCUCUGAUCCAGGCGUGGGCUGAUGCCUUUCGAAGCAGUCCUGAUCUUACCGGCGUUGUGCACAUAUAUGAGGAGUUGAAGAGGAAAGGGGUUGAAUUUCCCAUGGCAGACUUGGACGCUCUGUCUCCCAUUCACACACCACAGCGGAGCGUCCCUGAAGUGGAUCCAGCUGCAACCAUGCCCAGGUCCCAGUCGCAGCAGAGGACAAGAACCAGCUCCUAUUCCUCGCCUCCUCCUGCUCCCUACUCAUCUCCGCAGGCCCCGGCUCUGAGUGUGACUGGCCCCAUCACGGCCAGUUCCGAACAGAUUGCCAGGCUGCGGAGCGAACUGGACGUUGUCCGAGGAAACACGAAAGUUAUGUCCGAAAUGUUAACAGAAAUGGUCCCUGGGCAAGAGGACUCGUCUGAUCUGGAGCUGCUGCAGGAGCUGAACAGGACCUGCCGGGCCAUGCAGCAGCGCAUCGUGGAGCUCAUCUCCCGUGUGUCCAAUGAAGAGGUCACCGAGGAGCUGCUGCACGUCAAUGAUGACCUCAACAAUGUUUUCCUCCGAUAUGAGAGAUUCGAACGAUACAGGUCGGGCCGAUCAGUUCAAAAUGCCAGUAAUGGAGUACUGAGUGAAGUGACUGAAGACAACUUAAUAGACUUGGGGCCGGGCUCUCCAGCUGUGGUGAGCCCGAUGGUGGGGAACACGGCGCCCCCAUCCUCCCUCUCCUCCCAGCUUGCAGGCUUGGACUUGGGGACAGAGAGCGUCAGUGGCACCCUCAGUUCACUCCAGCAAUGUAAUCCCCGUGAUGGCUUUGACAUGUUUGCCCAGACGAGAGGGAACUCCUUGGCUGAGCAGCGCAAGACAGUAACCUACGAGGAUCCCCAGGCUGUAGGAGGACUCACUACUGCACUAGACAGUCGAAAACAGAGCUCAGAAAUGAGAGGUAGAGGUGGGAACUCUGACCUGGAGCCUAUAGACAGCUGGCUCAUAACCCAAGGAAUGAUCCCCGUUGCGCAGCCCUCUGUCAUGGACGACAUUGAGGUGUGGCUCAGGACGGACCUGAAGGGCGAUGACUUGGAGGAGGGCGUCACGAGUGAAGAGUUUGACAAAUUCCUUGAAGAAAGAGCCAAAGCUGCUGAAAUGGUUCCUGACCUGCCCUCACCCCCGGUUGAAGCCCCCUCCCCAGCCUCAAACCCCUCUGGCCGGAAGAAGCCAGAACGGUCGGAGGAUGCCCUCUUCGCCUUGUGAGGUGUCUGUGGUUUGCCUUCCCAGAUGGCAGUCACCACUCACUCCCCCGGUGGACACCAGGCACUGGCCACUCCUCCUAUCCCCAAGCCCCAUGCGGCCUGCACACCUGUGUCUCCGUGGAAAUGCCACUGUGUUUGCUCCCAGGUCUCCCACUAGUCAGGACCAGCUUUAGCCACCUUCUUUUCUCUGGGUGAUGGGACAGUGUGGCUGCAGCCAGAGGCCCUUCCUCCCCUCCCCCACAGGCUCCCUGUGCCUGUGUUUCCUCCCAGGAAGAGCAGCAGAGUGGGCAGCCCCAGGCAGGACAGCCUCCUUGGCACUGUUUGCUGAGCAGUCCCCCUCAACUGCCUUCCCUCCAGUCACCCGCCCAUGGAGAAGUGGGGCAGGCCCGGCCCCUCCACAUGUGCACUGCCUCUUCCUGGCUCAGCAGAGCUGCUUGGGCGUGCCUGCCCUCCUAUGCCCCUCUCUUCCAGAAAGGGCCUUGUACUGCCGCCUCUGGAAGAGCAGGGCUUGGUUGCUCCCACAGGCUUGGUCUCCUUGUGUCAUCUUGUGGCACUUGGCAUGUCGGCACUUUGGAAGGCUCAGUAGGGUGCCCAUGUGUGGGCCUCUCACCUUUUUGACCUUCUCUCUUUCACUCAGUUGCCAGCCCAGGCCCUGUGCCUGAGCUGACCCAGUGCUGAGCCUGGGACCAAGGGGCCCCAGGUGGACCUGCCCACUUCUGGUGUGGGGAGAGAGCCAUGGGCAGUUGGGAGGGCAGCAUGCAACCUGGGGACAGCGGGCACGUAGCACUCUGGUGGGAUAACACUACCGUAAACCACACUGCACACUCACACCACGUACAUUUGGCCCUGGCUUGUGGAGGGGGCUUGCUUGGGAAGGCACUGCAGGUUUGAGAGCAUGCCACACUUGGGGCUUGGCCUGGCCUGUGGUAGCCUCUGCAACUCUACCUCCAGGGCCCAGCAGCAGACAGCUUUGCGCCAUGCUUGGAGGUUCCAGAUGACUAAGUUGCCAGAGCAACACUAAGGCUCCUGCACUGCUCCCUGGCAUGGGCCUCAGCCUCCUCACACAGACUGUCCAGACCGCCUGACCUCUUCCUACUUCAGAUGUCCCCUGGCCACCAAUUUGCACCCUCUCCACAAGCCGACCUUGAAGGCUGAAGAGCCUGGGGCCCAGGUGGUGGUUGGUGACACCUGCUCCUGUCACAUAUCCUCACUGAUGUGUCUCCUGGCUGUGGGCAAGGGACUUAUGGCUCUACCCAAGCCCUGGUUCAGCCAGCGACUGUCCCCCCAUUCUGCUGUUGCCCAGAAGGAAAAUGCUGCUGCUGCUGCAGCUGCAUCACACCACCUGUGAGUCUUGGGACCCCACUUGCUGGGUCUGAGUCUGCUCCUGUCUCCUCCAGCUUGCACUGCCCAGGCCACCACAUGUUCCCGACCCAUGGUGAGGUCAGCCCUUUCCACCUGGUAGGAGUGCCAGCCUGAGCAGGUAGAAGAUGCUUGGCUUCUCGCAAGAAGGCACCAGGAAACAUUUGUGACUGGGACUACAGGUGGGGCCAUGCUGAGCUGCAACAGCAGCAGUUCCAGUGGGGAGUGGGGCACUGCCUGGCCCGGAGCCCCAUACUCAGUUUAGCUCCCCUCCAGCUUGGUUUACCUGGGGCCCAUCUGGCAGGACCAGCUGGGGAUGUCACAUUCAGGUUCCUCAGAGGACAUUCAGAUUCCUCCUUGGAGCUUGGCUAGCCUGAUUCCAGCCCUGCCCUCUCUGACAGCACGUGCCACGCCUCCACUUCUGCUCCCUGACCCUUGGUCAGGCUGCGCCUCCCCACUCAGCGCUUCUCAAGGGCAGAGCCCCCUGAGGUCAGCUCAGAUGGCAAGAUUUCUGAAGCCUGUGGCUUGACUCGAGCUACGGAGAAGGUGGCUGGGAUGGCCAAGGUGUAGCCAGAGACCCUAGCCUUUUGGCAUGGUCUGGAGGAGCUGUAUCUGUGAGGGUCAGAGCUGGGCGUCCUCUGAGGGAACAGAGGCAAGGGAACAUCCUCAAGGCCAAGAGCCUGAGGGCUCUGAGACAAAGAGGGGGCUCCUGCAGUGCAUGAAGUUGAGGUUGGAGCCCCCAGCAAAUCUAUUUUUAAUACCCAUGUCCAGAACUUUCCCCACUCAACCCCAGCUUGUCGGCCAGGCAGGGGGCUUGGAGAGGCCUAGCUGCCCCAUGAGCAGCAGGUGGUGGUGGACUACUGUGGACUGGCAAAAGGCCAUUGACCAUGCAGACAGGUGUCACCUGCCUUCCUGACCAGGAGCGGCCCCUCUGGUCUGACUUUCAAGCACCUCCUGCUUACACAUCCUAUCCAGAGGCCACCUGCCCCUACCUGUAGGCUGAGCUGACACAAGCUUGAGGCUUGCACUGGAAGCAAGUACAGGUCAGGCGCCGUGGGGGUGCCACUCAGCCCGUGCAGGGACAUCCUGUCCUGAAGCUCUACCUCCCCGCUACUCCCCUCCCCCUGGCUGUCACCAUCUGGGGAGCACAGUCCUCAGGCCUCCUGAUUAGGGAAGGGAGCAGAGCCCUGGCAGGAAAGCUGGACUCUCGCAAGCCACCAGCCUCUCCACAAGUGUUAGAAAUCACAGAUACAGUAUGUACUUAAUUAUACUAAAUUAUUGCUGGGAUUCCUUAUAAGCACUAAUUAUACCUGAUUAUAGGUUAAAAUAUUUAUUUUGUCAAAAUAUUUUCUUGGGGAUGUGUUUAACCUUUUCUGUGUUCAUUGUGUGCUACUAUGUGAAAACUAACCAUUUCCUCCUGCCUGCCUUUUUGGCCAGUGGGCAGCAGGUAAUGGCACUACAUACAGACAGGGCAUGGUGGGCCUUGGCCAGCCUGCCACAGAGUGGUCCUGCCCAGGCGUCCCCAGGCACCAAGCAGGCCAGCUGUGGCCAGGCUAAGAGAAUGACCAACUUGCUUAUCAGUGUGCAUGGGACAAGGGGUUUUGGAACCAAAAGGGCUUGUUGCUGUCCUGGGCCAGAGAGAAAGGUGACCUCUGUCUGUCCUCCUGUCUGUCAGCCCCCUCAGUGGAGUGACUGUGCCUUGGUUCACUGCCCUUCCCUUCCCCACCCAGUGGUCUCAGGGCCUGUGCUGUCACCAUGCCUCAGGAGGAAAGAACCCUUUGCUGCAGCAGUAUUCCUCUGCCUUGAGGCCCCCAGCUGGGAGAGUGGUAGCAAGGGUUCUGCAUGACCCAGUGGCCACAGGCACGCACAGGGCGGCCGUGCUCGGUUCCCGUGCUCUUGCCCCUCCUGUUCCUUCCUGCCUCCCCUGGAUCCCUGAGCACAUUUCCAACUCAGUCGGGCCAGCCUUCUGGAUGGCUUGGGGUGGACCAUGGGCCUUCCUGGGGCCAGGCCAGCCCCCGGGCAGCCUGGGAAGAGCAACGUGAGGAAUGCUUGCCCUCAGCCUGGCCUCAGCUUUGCACUGCCAGGCCGGGCCAGCUCACUCAUGUAGGCUACAGCCAAGCUUCCCCACCCAUGGAGAAGUGUGUAUCCACCUAUGGCCCCUGCUGCUCCCAGUGCCCAUCUCCAGCCCUUCAUAUCCAUGGGGGGCCAAGCCAGGCUUUUCCUGUAGUCCCCAGCUCCCAGGAGCAGCUGUCAACCCCUGAGUCUUAACUGCUUCUCUUGUGUACAAAACCUCCAGGCUCUCCUGGAGAAGGGGGAAUGGAUAUUUAUUUUCUGAAGUUUGCACUUAAUUUGUGAGGGUUCUCAGGAUUCUGGGGGCGCUAUUGAAAAGAAGAAUGUGUUUGGUUCGUUGUCCACUUGUCCCAGAAGUCUGGUGUUGUCACUGUCACGUGUUUCUGUGGGCAGAGCUGGUUCUGGAGGGCAGGUCAAAGCAUACACGACUCAGAAUGACACCAGAGCACCCAACCACCCCACUGGCUCUCCUUCCAGUACCAUCUCUCUAGUUUGGGUUCUUGCAUGUAAAAAACUCCACAGUAAAUAAAUAAUUGAACAAAACA